AUGGAAAAUCCCCAAAUCUUCUUAAUCUCUUCGUCUCUCCCUCUCCCCACAAAAAUCAAUCCUCAGCCUCAAAUCCCUGCCCGAACAAACCACCAAAGAGGGAUUCCGGGAACCAGAUCCAACAGCAGAAGUGGUGAUCGAUCUUCAUCUGAGAAUGUUGCGGCGACGGACGUGACGGUGAGGAUAGUGGCGACGGUGGAUCUCCUCUCUCAGAUGAUAGAUCCUCUGACGAUGCGUCGUCGCCGAGCAGUGGAAUCGCUCUCCCGUGGCAUGAGAUCCGACCCGAACCCAGUCUUGAAGCGAGAUCUGAUGCCCUCGCCCCAUCUCAUCUGCGAUAUGUCACUUCUCCCCUCCGGCGAGGUCCUGCUCCUAAGCGACGAGUAG
Messenger RNA from Linum trigynum, 384 nucleotides. Lineage: Eukaryota; Viridiplantae; Streptophyta; Magnoliopsida; Malpighiales; Linaceae. The record is from the annotation of a GenBank genome assembly.